AUGGACCAAGUCAGCCUGGUCAAGUACAACAUCAGCGCGUCGGCGCUGGUGACGUACCUGGACGGCAUCUUUGGACGCAACAAGUACGGUUGGAAGCCUAUCAAGGUCGGCGCGAGCACCAUGUACGAGGUCACUGCGGCGAGAAAGUUGUCCGUCUCUGAGCACGGCGAGAUCAAGCAGCGCUCGGGGGUCACGCUGGUGGAUGCGUGGUGA
This is a messenger RNA of Fonsecaea erecta, 213 nucleotides long. RefSeq lists its product as hypothetical. NCBI's taxonomy places the organism in Eukaryota, Fungi, Ascomycota, Eurotiomycetes, Chaetothyriales, Herpotrichiellaceae. The transcript has 2 exons. The record is from RefSeq and is a predicted model, not a curated record. The coding region runs from base 1 to 213 and encodes 70 amino acids.